AUCUAGCACUAGGGGCAGAUUCAUCUAAGCCUCAUUGGUUCAAAGGACCUUUCAGUCGCAAGAAGAAGCUUUCUGUUUUAGGUGAUUUUCAAAGUGAUUCUUCAGCACACAAGUCAGAGCCCUUGAAGCUGCCACCUGGAGGUGAACCUCCUCAUUGGGGCAAAGUUAAAAGUGCAAAAAAGGCACAUGGGAAAGAUGUUUUGUUCCAUUCAAAUUUCUUUCCACCUUUUGAAGGGUCAUAUCAUAUUCCUGGAUUGGAAUCAGCAAACUCUAAUAUGUGGAAGAAACCUCCUAACCCGCCUUUUACAGACCAUUCAGAUAAUUUAGGCUUUUAUUAUCCAUUUGAUCCUCUUGAUGGCCCUCUUCCGCCAAUGUUUGGUAAUGCUUGGAUUCACAAUUAUGCCAAUGAUGAAAAGAAUGAAACUACUACUACUGCCCCGGUUGUUACAAUAUCUGAUGAAGAUAGGGAUGAAAUCUUGAGGAAAUUCCAACAUUUUAAACAGUUUGACACAGUUGAAGACACUUCAGACCAUUACUAUAAUGGCAAAAGUUAUUCCUUGAAGCAGCAUUCAAAGAAUUGGUCAAAGAAAAUUCAGGAAGAGUGGAGAAUUCUUGAGAAGGACUUGCCUGAUACAAUAUUUGUUAGAGUUUAUGAGUCAAGGAUGGAUCUUUUGAGAGCUGUAAUGAUUGGAGCAGAGGGAACUCCUUAUCAUGACGGUCUCUUCUUUUUUGACGUUUUCUUUCCCAAUGGCUAUCCCAAUGUGCCACCGGAAGUCCACUACCACUCUGGUGGUGUUAGGAUCAACCCAAAUUUGUAUAACUGCGGCAAAGUAUGCCUCAGUCUGCUUAAUACUUGGUCUGGCGAUAAGAAUGAGAAGUGGCUUCCUGGUGUUUCAACAAUUCUACAGGUUCUUGUUUCUAUACAAGGUUUAAUCUUGAAUACAAAGCCUUAUUUUAAUGAGCCAGGGUUUGCUCAUACGAGUGGUUCUGCUGCUGGCGAAAUGAGGUCCCUGCAGUAUAAUGAGGAUGCAUUUAUUCUAUCAUUGAAGACGAUGAUGUACGUGAUGAGAAAGCCUCCAAAGCAUUUCGAGGACUUUGUUGCGGGGCAUUUCUGCACCCGGGCUCAUGAUAUUUUGGUGGCGUGUAAAGCAUACAUGGAUGGUGCUCAAGUUGGCUGUUUGGUCAAAGGUGGAGUGCAGGAUGUUGACGCAGGUGACCGGAGCUGCUCAAGGCAGUUUAAGGAAACCUUAGCUGGAUUUGUGAAUAGGCUUGUCGGAGAAUUUUCCAAAGUUGGAGCUAAGGAGUGUGAGAAAUUCUUGCCGCAGGCGGCUACAGCAGGUAACAUGUCAGCAGGUUGUAACCCUGAUGCUGCUGGUGCUGCUGCUCCUGCUACUGCUACUUGAACUCUCCCCUGAUGAAGCCCAAUUUUGAGACUUGAUACAUAUAGGAGGCAUAUUUAAGCUAUACCUAAUAGCUCCCUGUUUUAUUUCAAGAUAAUAGCCAAAAUCUGGUGAUGGUCCAUCUUAUGUUCGUUCACAUUGGAAAAACAUGCCUGCACAUAAUUUUGGUCAUUGUAUAUAGUUGCGGAUGAUGCUAGUACAUUGUUAGUAUGACUCAUGGUUUAAGUUU
Neltuma alba is the source of this 1629-nucleotide messenger RNA. Its product is annotated as putative ubiquitin-conjugating enzyme E2 38. The transcript is spliced from 5 exons. Bases 276 to 1403 code for a protein of 375 amino acids. The record is from RefSeq and is a predicted model, not a curated record. NCBI's taxonomy places the organism in Eukaryota, Viridiplantae, Streptophyta, Magnoliopsida, Fabales, Fabaceae. Gene Ontology annotation, molecular function: ubiquitin conjugating enzyme activity.